CCUUCCGCCUCCUUCCACGCCGCCGGCGCCAGGGUUCCUUCCGCGGCGGCGGCCGGGACAGCCAGGAAUUGAUGUUCAAUGGCUAGAAAGAGAGCUGACAAGGGGCUGAAAUGAAUAUGACUACUAUCCUACAAGAGAUUUUGAUUAAAAGAUCACAGCAGAAGAAGAGGACUUCCCCCUUAAACUACAAAGAGAGGCUUUUUGUACUUACGAAGUCUAUGCUAACAUAUUAUGAAGGUCGAGCAGAGAAAAAGUACAGAAAAGGAUCUGUGGAUAUUUCAAGGAUUAAAUGUGUAGAAGUUGUAAAAAGUGAUGGUAUUAUUCCCUGUCAAAAUAAAUAUCCAUUUCAGGUUGUAUAUGACGCUAAUACGCUUUAUAUUUUUGCACCGAGCGCACAAAGCCGAGAUCAGUGGGUGAAGAACCUGAAAGAAGAAAUAAAGAACAACAGCAAUAUAAUGGUAAAAUAUCAUCCUAAAUUCUGGACAGAGGGAAUUUAUCAGUGCUGCAGACAGACAGAAAAAUUAGCUCCUGGCUGUGAAAAAUACAAUCUUUUUGAAAACAAUGUAAUGAGAUUGUCCUCUCCAAUGCCAGAAAAAAGUGUGCGAAGACCUCCACCACCUGUUCCUCCAGUUGAAGAAAAUGGCAAUGAAGAGGAGGAGAUAGUGGUAGCAAUGUAUGACUUUGAACCUACAGAACAUCAUGAUUUAAGAUUAGAGAAAGGUGAAGAAUAUACAGUGAUUGAGAAGAACGACAUUCAUUGGUGGAGGGCGAGAGACAAAUAUGGAAAACAAGGAUAUAUUCCAAGCAACUAUGUAACAGAAAAGAAGUCCAACAACCUUGAUCAAUAUGAGUGGUACAGCCGAAACCUGAACAGAAGCAAGGCAGAACAGCUCCUCAGAAAUGAGGAUAAAGAAGGUGGUUUUGUGGUGAGAGACUCCAGUCAGCCUGGCCUGUAUACAGUUUCCCUUUAUACAAAAUUUGGAGGGGAAGGCUCAUCAGGAGUAAGACACUAUCAUAUAAAAGAAACAGUAACAUCACCAAAGCAGUACUACCUGGCAGAAAAACAUCUCUUUAACUCCAUUCCAGACAUAAUUGAGUAUCAUCAACAUAAUGCAGCAGGUCUUGUUACCAGGCUGCGUUACCCAGUGACCCCAAAGAAGACGACAGCACCAACAACGGCAGGAUUCAGCUAUGAAAAAUGGGAAAUUAAUCCCUCGGAACUGACUUUCAUGAGAGAACUGGGGAGUGGUCUGUUCGGAGUCGUGCGCCUUGGGAAAUGGAGGGCACAGUAUAAAGUGGCCAUCAAGGCAAUACGGGAAGGGGCAAUGUACGAAGAGGAUUUCAUUGAAGAAGCUAAAGUAAUGAUGAAGUUAACACAUCCUAAAUUAGUUCAGCUGUAUGGUGUGUGCACACAACAGAGACCCAUUUACAUCGUGACUGAGUUCAUGGAGCAUGGCUGCCUUCUCAAUUACCUGAGACAAAAACGGGGAGUUUUGAGUAAAGACAUCCUGCUCACUAUGUGCCAAGAUGUAUGUGAGGGAAUGGAGUACUUGGAGAGAAACAGCUUUAUCCACAGAGACCUGGCUGCCAGGAACUGCUUAGUGAGUGACUCAGGAGUGGUCAAAGUGUCAGAUUUUGGAAUGACAAGGUAUGUCCUUGAUGACCAAUACACAAGCUCUUCAGGGGCUAAAUUUCCUGUGAAAUGGUGCCCCCCAGAAGUUUUUAAUUACAGCCGAUUCAGCAGCAAGUCAGAUGUCUGGUCGUUUGGUGUUUUAAUGUGGGAAGUAUUUACAGAAGGAAAAAUGCCCUUUGAAAAAAGCUCCAACUAUGAAGUGGUAACAAUGGUUAGCCAAGGACAUCGUUUGUAUCGGCCCAAACUAGCCUGUAAGCCGGUGUAUGAAAUGAUGAUGAUGUGCUGGCAGGAGAAACCAGAGGGACGCCCGACUUUUGAAGAGUUACUUCGUGCGAUCAUUGAGAUUGCAGAGGGGGAAGAUGCUUUCUGAAGAAAGACAACAACAGCAUAAGGACAGAAAAAAAGCCACUUUCCAGAGAUGGGGCUACAUAAUUUCUUUUAAAGAGCUUGAUCCUGUAAGCUGCUGGGUGUCACUAAACAAUGUGGGGAACCUGUAACAUCUAAUCCACUCAGGCACAAAGGAGAGUUUUACAUGAUGUUGGGAAAUGAACACAGUGUCUUCAGCAAUAUUAACAGUCUCUAUAUUUUCUCUAAAAAGUCAGCAUCGCUUAGCUGGCAAGUUGAACUCUUCAUGGAGGGAGACAAUGUGACCAAAGGUCAGGAGCCUCACUUGCAUUUAGUGGGUUGGUUUCAUGUACAUACAGUCCACGUUUCUGAGUUUCUCUUUAGACAGACAGUAGUAUUAGUAGUGAUUUGCAUGCUUAAAAAUGGAAGGUAUCCAUAAAUUACUAUUUACUGACAUUGAAAAAUUUUCAGAGAUUCUCCAGAAACAUUAUUUUUCUCAGUUGAUGGGUGUUUUAUAGCACAUCACAAGAAGAUAAAACAUGUCUCUUUCAUUUGCACAUAGUAGGUUGUUGCCAGCACAGUCUUCAGUUUAGUGUAACACUCUAAAAGCCUUGCUUCAGAACUGAGCCGUGAUAUUCCAAAGUCAUUCUAAGCUGUUUGGUGAACCAGAGACCUCCCAUGGUUAGUCUUGAUGUUACUAAUGAAAACUAAGUCCAAGACUCAGCACAACUGGCUGUCAGUGUACCAUAGUACCAAGUUUUGAAUUAAUUAUAAAAUAAUUUAUAUGCUGUAUGUAAUGUAAAUAUAUAAAUUCAAUGCAUUUAUUUAUAUAAAGUGGGGGUGUUUGUCUUGAAAUUUGACCUACCCUCACUUGAAUACACAACUCUAUAUGUGGGAUUGUAAAUGAAACAAAGUAAAUUUUCAAGUGUGUUUAAGGAGAACUCUUCUGUCAUCUGUACAUAGAGUGAUCUAACCCUUCUGUUCAUAACAAAAAAAUGUCAUACUACACAUGUGUAAAUAAACUGAAUGUUAACUAUU
Molecule: messenger RNA, 3016 nt
Organism: Pipra filicauda (Wire-tailed manakin)
Lineage: Eukaryota; Metazoa; Chordata; Aves; Passeriformes; Pipridae
Gene: TEC
Product: tec protein tyrosine kinase
Exons: 18
Coding region: 111-2003 (630 amino acids)
Biological process (GO): tissue regeneration; adaptive immune response; intracellular signal transduction
Molecular function (GO): protein binding; ATP binding; non-membrane spanning protein tyrosine kinase activity
Source: RefSeq, a predicted model, not a curated record